Messenger RNA from Solea senegalensis (Senegalese sole), 5591 nucleotides. RefSeq names its product DNA topoisomerase II beta (gene top2b). The record is from RefSeq and is a predicted model, not a curated record. Gene Ontology annotation, biological process: sister chromatid segregation; resolution of meiotic recombination intermediates; DNA topological change. Gene Ontology annotation, molecular function: ATP binding; DNA topoisomerase type II (double strand cut, ATP-hydrolyzing) activity; DNA binding. NCBI's taxonomy places the organism in Eukaryota, Metazoa, Chordata, Actinopteri, Pleuronectiformes, Soleidae. Bases 478 to 5295 code for a protein of 1605 amino acids. The transcript has 36 exons. Gene Ontology annotation, cellular component: nucleus.
GGAGUCUUUCUAUCUGUUUUGCAGAUGGCGGAGCCGGACGGCGGCUGUUGCUAGCUCACAGUCAUUUUUUAUUUCUAAAUUAAAAUAGUGUAAGUGCGGCGUUGACGUAGUAUUUAAGUAGUGCCAGUGUUUCGAUGAUUUUUUACGUUAAAUUGUGACGCCAUUGACGCGCGCUUUUUGUACAGUAUUUAUUUUGCAGCAGGCUGCCCCGUUAGCAUCUUUGUUGGAAGUUUGGGCCUACUGUGCCACCGCUUGUCGAUUUUAACAAUAGCCGCGAUACUCUCAUCUCCUCCGCUUGUUUUGCUACACGAAACGGGGUUACGUUUCAAGCAAAUGAAGAAGGAACAUGGGAGAUAAACAGUUCUGUGUAGCUUCCUGCAACUGAGACGUUUGUUUUGCGGACGGACUAUUAAUUUGCCUGGGACUGAAUACGUUUUUGGAGCUGCAUCAUUAAGACAUUUAGGAUCACAAAGGAAGAUGUCCAACGGCGCUGCAGGGAGUGGGGGUCUGGAUUGGUUGGAGGCAGCAAAUGGCAGAGGUGAUGCUGGCAAGAUGGAAGGGACCAAGAAAGACAAGGCAGGCUCCAAGCUGUCUGUGGAGCGAGUGUAUCAGAAGAAGACUCAGCUGGAGCACAUUCUCCUCCGUCCAGACACAUACAUCGGUUCAGUGGAGCCCCUCACCCAGCAAAUGUGGGUGUUUGAUGAAGAUAUAGGCAUGAACCAGAGAGAGAUCACCUACGUUCCUGGCCUUUACAAAAUCUUUGAUGAAAUUCUUGUCAACGCAGCAGACAACAAACAAAGGGACAAGACUAUGGCUGCCAUUAAGAUCACUAUUGAUCCAGAGUCCAAUGUCAUCACUAUAUGGAACAAUGGUAAAGGAAUACCUGUGGUGGAACAUAAGGAUGAGAAGAUGUAUGUCCCAGCGCUUAUUUUUGGCCACCUGCUCACUUCCAGCAACUAUGAUGAUGAUGAGAAAAAAGUCACAGGUGGAAGAAAUGGGUAUGGUGCUAAACUCUGCAACAUCUUCAGCACCAAGUUCACAGUGGAAACUGCUUGCAAGGAGUAUAGACACAGCUUCAAACAGACUUGGCAGAACAAUAUGACCAAGACCUCUGAUCCCAAGGUCAAAUUCUUUGACGGGGAGGAUUUCACCUGUGUGACAUUCCAGCCAGACUUGGCCAAGUUCAAGAUGGAUAAACUGGACAAGGAUAUUGUAGCACUCCUCACACGCAGAGCAUAUGAUGUAGCAGGUUCCUGCAAAGGGGUUAAAGUUACACUCAAUGGAAAAAAGUUACCCAUCACUGGGUUCCGCAGUUAUGUGGAUCUAUAUGUGAAGGACAAACUGGAUGAGACCGGUGUUGCCCUGAAGGUGGUCAAUGAAACUGUGAAUGAUCGUUGGGAGGUUUGCCUCACAAUGAGUGAGAAGGGAUUUCAACAAAUCAGCUUUGUUAACAGCAUUGCCACAACCAAGGGUGGCAGACACGUUGACUACGUGGUGGACCAGAUUGUGUCCAAACUCAUUGAAGUGGUUAAAAAGAAGAACAAGGCAGGAGUCUCGGUCAAACCGUUUCAGGUGAAGAACCACAUCUGGGUGUUUGUGAACGCUCUGAUUGAGAAUCCCUCCUUUGACUCUCAGACCAAGGAGAACAUGACACUCCAGACCAAAAGCUUUGGGUCCAAAUGCGUUAUGUCCGAAAAGUUCGUCAAGGCUGCGACCAACUGUGGGAUCGUGGAGAGUAUACUCAACUGGGUUAGGUUCAAAGCCCAGACACAGCUGAAUAAAAAGUGCUCAUCUGUAAAAUACAGCAAGAUCAAAGGCAUCCCCAAGCUAGACGACGCCAACGAUGCUGGUGGCAAACACUCCGCCGAAUGCACACUCAUCCUCACUGAGGGAGACUCGGCCAAGUCUCUGGCUGUCUCUGGACUAGGAGUCAUCGGGCGUGAUCGCUAUGGAGUCUUCCCACUGAGAGGAAAGAUCCUGAAUGUGCGAGAGGCCACACACAAGCAGAUCAUGGAAAAUGCAGAGAUCAACAACAUUAUUAAAAUCGUUGGCCUCCAAUACAAGAAAAGCUACGAAGACCCAGAGUCACUGCGAAGCCUGCGCUAUGGCAGGAUCAUGAUCAUGACUGAUCAGGAUCAAGAUGGCUCCCAUAUUAAAGGUCUGCUCAUCAACUUCUUCCACCACAACUGGCCCUCUCUUCUGAAGCACACCUUCUUGGAGGAGUUUAUCACUCCCAUUGUCAAAGCAACCAAGAACAAGCAGGAACUGUCCUUCUACAGUAUCCCCGAGUUUGAUGAGUGGAAGAAGCAGACAGAUAACCAUAAAACCUGGCAUAUAAAGUACUACAAAGGUUUGGGAACAAGUACAAGCAAAGAGGCAAAGGAGUACUUUGCUGACAUGGAAAAGCACCGCAUCACGUUCAGAUACAGCGGUGCUGAGGAUGACGCUGCCAUCACUCUGGCCUUCAGUAAGAAAAAGACAGAUGACAGGAAGGAGUGGCUGACCAACUUCAUGGAAGAUAGACGUCAGAGGAGGAUGCACGGCCUGCCAGAGCAAUACCUAUAUGGAACUCAGGCCAGACACCUCUCCUACAACGACUUCAUCAACAAGGAGCUGAUUUUGUUCUCCAACUCUGACAAUGAGAGAUCCAUCCCAUCAUUGGUUGACGGCUUGAAGCCAGGUCAAAGGAAAGUGCUGUUCACCUGUUUAAAGAGGAACGACAAGAGAGAGGUGAAGGUGGCACAGCUGGCUGGUUCAGUGGCAGAGAUGUCUGCCUACCACCAUGGUGAGCAAGCUCUCAUGAUGACCAUAGUGAACUUGGCCCAGAACUUUGUGGGCAGUAACAACGUGAAUAUCCUGCAGCCUCUUGGUCAGUUUGGUACUCGCAUCAACGGAGGCAAAGAUGCUGCCAGUCCUCGUUAUAUUUUCACCAUGCUCAGUCGUCUGGCCAAACUACUGUUCCCAGCAGUGGAUUUCAAUCUGCUCAAGUUCCUGUACGAUGACAACCAGAAGGUGGAGCCUGAGUGGUACAUUCCCAUCAUUCCAAUGGUGCUGGUGAACGGCGCUGAGGGCAUCGGGACAGGCUGGGCAUGCAAGAUCCCCAACUAUGACCCCAGAGAGAUUGUCAACAACAUAAAUCGUAUGCUCAACCAUCAGGAUCCUCUGCCAAUGCUUCCCAGCUACAAAAACUACAGAGGGGUGAUCCAUGAACUGGGUCAGAACCAGUACCUAGUCAGUGGAGAGGUGUCCGUCUUGGAUAAGAACACCAUUGAAAUCACAGAGCUACCUGUCCGGACAUGGACACAGGCCUAUAAAGAGUCUGUGCUGGAGCCUAUGCUGCAGGGCACUGAUAAAACACCAGCACUCAUCAACGAUUACAAGGAAUACCACACGGACUCCACAGUCAAGUUUGUGGUCCGCAUGUCUGAGGAGAAACUGGCCCAAGCCGAGGCAGUUGGCCUCCACAAAGUCUUCAAGCUGCAGUCCAGCCUCACCUGCAACUCCAUGGUUCUCUUUGACCACAUGGGUUGUUUGAAGAGGUACGACUCCGUUCAGGACAUUCUUAAAGAGUUCUUCGAGCUCCGCUUGCACUACUACAAACUGAGGAAGGACUGGUUACUGGGCAGCAUGGGAGCUGAGGCUGCCAAACUGUCCAACCAGGCUCGCUUUGUUCUGGAGAAGAUUGAGGGAAAAAUUACAAUCGAGAACAAAUCAAAGCGUGAGCUGAUCCGCAUGUUGCUCCAGAAAGGCUUCGAGUCGGAUCCAGUGGCAGCCUGGGCCAAAGCCCAGGAGAAGUCUCAGGAGGAAGAUUAUCAUGAAGGAAACGAGAGCGACUGCUCGGUGGAUUCCGGCUCCACAUCGGGGCCAAACUUUAACUAUAUUCUCAACAUGCCUCUGUGGUGCCUCACUAAAGAGAAGGUGGAUGAUUUACUUAAACAGAGGGACCAUAAGAGAGGAGAACUAAAUGAUGUCCAGAGAAAAUCCCCUGAGGAUCUUUGGAAGGAGGACUUGGCAGUCUUUAUCGAGGAGCUGGGGAACGUGGAGGCGCAGGAACGAGAGGAGCAGAGUUUAGGAAAGGCCAUCAAACUGAAGGGCAAAGUGGGCAAACCUAAAGUGAAGAAGAUGAACCUGGAGGAGACCCUGCCGUCACCGUUCGGUCGCAGGGUGGAACCUCCAGCUCAGCUUGUCAAAUCUGAUGCUGCAAAGAAACUGACCAAAAAGAAGAAGGUUGAUGCAGAUUCAGUAAUUAAGUUGGAGAUUGAUGAUGAUGCUUUGGGUGGCGAGGGAGGAACGGGAGAAAGUACUGUCGCUGUCUCUGUCCCCGUCCCCAAACCAAAGACACCACGCGUCAAGAAAGAGAAGAAAGAGCCAGGGGCUCCUCGAGUGAGAAAAACACCAGGACCCAAAGGUAUCCCUGCUAAGAAGGUGAAGAAGAGAAACCCCUGGUCUGAGGAAGAGUCCAUCUCAGACAGUGACGUGGAGAACAGUGAGCCCCUCAUCCCCAGAGAGACAAAGUCCCAGAGAGCAUCAGCGUCCAAGCCAAAAUACACGUUUGACUUCUCGGAGGAGGAAAAUGCAGAGGAAGAGGAGAACGGAGACGUUUAUGUGGCGUCUUCUCCAGUGAGGUCGUUCAAGGAUGACAUCACUUCGUCUGUAACCAAGAACCGUUUCGAGCCUGGCGAUUAUGAGGACUAUGAAGACGCUGACGACAAUGAAGUUUCAUACUCUCCUCCCAAACAAAAGACCCUGACGGCACCUGCAGCUACAAAGACAGAGACAACCAGCAUCUUCUCGUCCAAGCUGGACUUCUCUGAGAAAAGCAAUGACAGUGAUGGAUCCAAGUCUGACAGUGACAAUGACAACGGCCCGAUGUUCUCAACAUACUCCAGCAGCUCUGCGUUUGACAAAUUAUUGCCGUCAAAGAAAGCAGCUAACAAGUCCUCUGAUGCAGCUCCCAAACCUAAGAAGCCACCAGCACCAAAGGCAAAGAAGCCAGAUAAAUCUAUCUGGGACUCUGACUCGGACACUGGGUCUAAGAAGCCCACACCAGCUCUUAAAGGUAAAGGUCGGGGGAGGAAGAGAAAGGGCUCUGGUUCUGAAGACGAGUACAGUCCUAUGAAGAAGGCGGUCAAGCCUGCCAGCAGAAAGCCUCAGAAACCUCCAUCUGAUGACGAGGAUGACUACAGCAACAGCCUGAGCGGUGCGUCAUGUGACCGACCGGGCCGGGCCAAGAAGGAAGUGAAGUACUUCCACGAGUCGGACGACGGAGACGACGACGGCAACAUGUUUGAUUAAAGCUGGAAACGUUCAGACACACUCCUACUCCUUUGUUCCCACAGACUUUUGUACAUUUCCUGUUUCAUUUUAUUUUACUUUUAUUGGUGAUGUUCAAUGAUUUUUAACGUGUAGGUGUUUUACACUUUUUAUUCUUACAUAUACAGGUUUCUUUUUUUAAAUGCUCAUUGAAAUGUUGUGUAUUUGUUCCAAGUGGCUUUUAGAUGUUUAGAGCGCUGUGUGCUUUAGCACAAUUUAAUUGUUAAAAUAUUAUGUAACUUUUUGAACAUGAAGUUGAAAGUAAACAAUGAAAUGUC